Neltuma alba is the source of this 834-nucleotide messenger RNA. RefSeq lists its product as uncharacterized. The record is from RefSeq and is a predicted model, not a curated record. Lineage: Eukaryota; Viridiplantae; Streptophyta; Magnoliopsida; Fabales; Fabaceae. Bases 33 to 392 code for a protein of 119 amino acids. The transcript has a single exon.
UGUUUUUUCUAUUGUAAUACACAUAUGUGUAUAUGAGAACAGGCUGGUCAUCUGUUAGAACGAGAACUAUGAAGGGAUCGACAAGCAUGGGAGACACGGCUUCAUGGUAUUGUGGCGUGGUGUUGUUGACUCUGAUACUAUUGGGGACCAUCAGAGAGACCUCCUUGGUCGACGACGAAGAGGCCUCUCCUGGUGCCCCCCUCAGAGGAAACCAGCUCGGUGAUCGGCCGUGCGACGAGAUAUACGUCGUCGGAGAAGGCGAGACCCUCCACACCAUCAGUGACAAGUGCGGCGACCCGUUCAUCGUGGAGCGGAAUCCCCAUAUCCAUGAUCCAGAUGAUGUCUUCCCGGGUCUCGUCAUCAAAAUCACACCCAUCAACUCUCGACGAUGAUUAUUCUUCAGGUAGAAGACCUUUAAUUAAUUAAUCAGACCCACCCAAAGCGCGCGCGCACGCAUGUAGAGAGAGAGAGAGAGAGUCUUGUUAUUUAUUCUGUUUUGCUCCUCCGAUCCUCUCCAGCUUCCUUCUGUUUUCUACUGUAUACCCAGGGUUCAGAGAUACAGAAAAUUUUUCUUGUUCUUUUUCUCUUGGAAAUUCUCAGUGGUCUGUUUGAUUUUCUCAUGGAAAUAGAAAUAAAAGAAGCGCUGUACAACCAUUUCAAUCCAUCAUAUUCUUUCUUCCGAUUCAGCUUCUUAGUUCUGGUCUGGCUUAUUUGUUUUCCUUUGUAUAGUUUUGUUAGUUUCUUUGUCAUCGAAAACACAGAAGAAUUAGGGAGGGUUUUGCUUUUAAUUUCUUGAGUUAGGCCAUGAAUGGACAUGAUGAAUAUUUGGAAGAA